UUUAUGUUCUGGGUGUUGAGGAGUAGAGAGCCAACAGGUGUGUCAAGGGUCGUCAGCACCAACACGGGACAACUUAUCUUGUUAUCUCCUCAGUGUUUUAUCUCUUCACUAUGACUGAUGCUGACCUAACUACCAAAAUGACGUCUAACGAGCCCAAGAAUUACCUGGGGUUUGACUUUAGUACACAACAGGUUAAAGCUGCGGUGGUGAAUGAUCGCCUGGAGGUGCUACAGGAAGCUGCCGUCCAGUUUGACAAUGAUUUACCAGAGUAUAGGACCCAUGGUGGGGUGCAGGUGCGUGGGGACGGUGAGACGGUCACAGCUCCUACUAUCAUGUGGGUGAAGGCCCUCGACAUGUUAAUGGACAAGCUCAGGGUCGCCGGAGCAGACUUUUCCACCGUUGCGGCCAUUAGCGGCACUGGACAGCAACAUGGUAGUGUAUAUUGGCGUACAGGGGCCAGCAGAACACUGUCCGAGGUGCAGCCCGAGCGCUUCCUUCACGAGCAGCUGGCUAUGGUCUUCAGCAUCACCGAGUCCCCCGUAUGGAUGGAUUCUUCUACCACUGCUCAAUGCCGGGACCUGGAAACUGCAGUGGGGGGCGCGCAGAAACUGGUAGACAUCACAGGGUCGAGGGCCUAUGAGAGGUUUACAGGCUCCCAGAUCGCUAAGGUGUACAAGAAUCGCAAGGAAGCAUACAGUAACACGGAGAGGAUUUCCCUCGUGAGUAGUUUUGCGUGUUCACUGUUCUUGGGACAUUAUGCUGCAAUAGACUUAGCUGAUGGGUCAGGCAUGAACUUGCUGGACAUCAACACAAAGGAAUGGUCGCAACAGUGUUUGGAUGGUUGUGCUCCGGGAUUGGCGGAAAAACUAGGCAAGCCCGUCCCCGCCUCCGAGAAGUUGGGCACCGUGUCGUCCUAUUUCGUGGACCGUUACAGCUUCAACCCGGACUGUGCUGUCAUAGCCUUUACCGGAGACAACCCUUCCUCGCUGGCUGGGAUGUGUUUGGAAAGAGGAGAUGUAGCUGUCAGUUUGGGCACCAGCGACACACUCUUCCUGUGGCUGGACACCCCGAGACCCCAGCUAGAGGGCCAUGUGUUAGUCAAUCCUGUAGACAGUAAUGCAUACAUGGCUCUCCUCUGCUUCAAGAAUGGAUCUCUGACACGGGAGAAAAUACGGAACGAAUGUGCGGACUCGUCAUGGGACAUCUUCAACCAGCUGCUCGACAUGACUCCUAGGGGGAACUUCGGCAACGUUGGUAUAUAUUACUUCAUGCGAGAGAUUAUCCCCGACCUUGAAGGAGUUUUCCGCUACAACAAAGCCGAUGAAUCCGUCUCGCGUUUCACCAGUCGGGAAGUUGAGGUGCGAGCCCUGAUAGAAGGACAGUUGCUGGCCAAGCGUGUUUAUGCAGAGAAAUUGGGCUUUCAUAUUGACAGUAAGACCCGAGUGUUAGCAACAGGUGGGGCUUCCAAUAACAACAGCCUCUUGCAAGUCCUGGCUGAUGUCUUCAACUCACCUGUGUAUACUAUGGAGGUAGCCAAUUCAGCGUGCCUGGGGUCGGCCUACAGAGCCAAGCACGGAUUGGUGGGCGGCGACUUCCAAGACGUAAUAAAGAAACAAGACUUUAAACUUGUCUGUAAACCGCAUUCUGACGCUGACAAGGUUUAUACACCCAUGGUGGAGCGUUUCCAACACCUAGAGACUUCACUGUUGGCUGCUAAGAAGUAGCGAGUGACAGCUACCGCACCGUACGUCCAGGUGACUAUCCCGAGGCGAGGAACAUUACCACUGCCGAGACCUUGACGAGAGUUACUACAGAUACGCACGGUCCUACUUGAGACGGCUGGGGAAUACUGCAUAUGGUGCUUUUUAUAACUUUACUACACUACUUAUUUAUUAUAGGUGUUAUGAUAAUGUUUACUUUCUCCAGAUACAGUCAAGAGUAACCCCAGACCACAACAUACUCCAUUACAUUCUUGAUAUUCUGACAACAGGAUUAUAGUGUUACUCAUCCACUAAGGAGAUUACUAGUCAGUUAUGUCAUAGAGAAACAUUAUCUCAGACAGUUAUCAAAUAGUGUCGUAAAGUUUAAUGAUAAAAUAUAAAAAUUACAAAAUUUACUUGAUUGUGGCAGCUCUAUGAAAAUUCUACCGGUGAGAUGUGUUGUGUAUGUCAUGAUGUGUGGUGGAUGAUGUGUUGUGUGUGUCGUGAUGUGUGGUGCAUGAUGUGUUGUGUGUGUCGUGAUGUGUGGUGCAUGAUGUGUUGUGUGAUGUGCAUUAAAUGUCCCCGAGACCAACACACCUAGACCACCAUGUCAGGUGUCCACACUUCACAACAGCUGCACAUCACAUAUUAUAACUUAAUCCAUUCUCAGCUUCUGGUUUAUAAGAGUUAUACACAUCACUUAAAGCUCGACCUACACGCUGCUUCCUUUGCUAUACAAGACCUGGAGUUCCUAGUAAGAAUAAACUGCAAUACACUUUCUUUAAAUGAUGUUGAUAUAGUGAAAUCCUCAUUGUAUUUGCUUCCACGGUCAGCCAAAGUUACUUCAGAACGUGUAGUUAUUAAGAAUACAUUUAGCUUAGUUACCCCCUUAUCACGCGAAGAAAAUUGUAUCUCGUAAUUUUUAAUAGUUGACGGGAUAUUGUAAUUACUAAUCUCGUUAUACGCUUCAAGACCUCAGUUGUUUAAGCGCAGUAAUAGCAUUAUGACAACCGCUUCACUUCAAGGACGCCACUUUUAAUAUUUGGCAACCAUCAGAUGCUUUUAUUCAUUCCAAGAGUCAACCCCAUACACAAGGGGUUAAAUUAACAUGUUAAGGAUGUGAUAUAAGUUGUUGAUAGAGAGGUGGAGAAAUUAAUGAUAUUUGUACAGGUAUCAUUAAAUUAUGUGUGAGGUGUGGUGAGGUAGACUGUGAUGUGUGAGGCAGGUUGUGAGGUGUGAGGCAGGCUGUGAGGUGUGGUGAGGUAGACUAUGAUGUGUGAGGCAGGUUGUGAGGUGUCGUGAGGUAGACUAUGAUGUGUGAGGCAGGUUGUGAGGUAGAGGAGACAAAUUGUGAGGUAUGAGUGAGAUACAAAUUCUGGCAGCCAAUACACAUCAUCUCUGGCUUCAGUACAAGGUUUAAUAGCUGCUAUCAUCAUUAAAUGUGGCCACAGUCAAGGCUUUUAAAUGUAAUUAGAUUUUCAGUGGAAGUUAGCGGUGGAAGCAGUGAGAAAAUGUAAAUAACAAUCAAACUCUGUCAUCUUUCUUUCUUCCUUUCUAUACCAUUCUUCUUUCUCCUCUCUACCAUUCUUCUCCUUCCCCUAUUCUAUUCCAUUCUCUCUUCUCCCUUCCCCCCUCCCCAAGUGUUCAGGUAUUGCACAAAGGUUUAUAUAUACCACAAAGAUUAGGUCACACAAUGUUGUAGUACAAAAGCUACCGCCAAGGGCACCAUAUUGAUGGAUCCACUAGACUUAUCUUUCACCCAACAAUUACCAAUGGACAACAAAGGGCUAAAAUUAGUGAACGUUUGUAAAUAGCGAAUUGUAAAGUAACGUUAGUUGUCGUGCCGGUUUGUCGAAUAUUACACCGACUGUCGAAUUGUGUGUUUACGUCCUUGAUCACGAGCAUUCGGUGCCUCGGUAAACAACGGAGCAGCCCCCUAGUUAGUGGAGUGGUGGUGAGCCGAUGUAUUCUACCCUUUACCAUGAAGUGUGAGGGCAUUAUUUCUUCUUGUUAUUUCGGUUGUUACCUUAAAGUACUGUACUGUAUUGGUUGUGUGAGGUAUCAUUUGGGGGUGGAAGUCCGUGUGUAUAUGGACUGAUGAAAAUUUACUCUAUAUAUUGACAUAGCUAACGGGCGUUUGUAUCAUAAAUAACAUCAAUGAGAAACAACUGGAAUGUGUAUUUAGAGUUUUGGAAUUGUUAACAGCUUAGACGGGUGAGCCUCUACCAGAAUCGGACCAAUUUUGUUAUGUAGUUGACGUCUGUUGUGAAUUUUGGUUUGUUUAAUUAUAAAAAAAAUAAUGUGAGAGAUUUACCCUUCUGUUAAAUAAUGGUUGAAAUGUUAAAAUGAAUGUUUGCUAAUUUAAUUUGUUUUAAUUUACAAAUAUUCUAUUAAGCUCAAUUUAUUUGCAUGUUAUGUCACUGUAACCAACUACAAUAUAUUAUGCAGCUAUUUUACAGUGGAAUAUGUUACUGGUGGGUUACAGGUACAGUCAUUCUGUAUCAAACCAUAAGGUAAUACAGUUACAAUCAAAAUUUAAUACUGUAUUGUGUUGUAAUAUUUGUUUGUUUUAUAGCAAUAAUUAUCUAUGUUAAGUUUUAUUUUAUUUUUUGGUCAGUUUACAAUGGAAAUACAGUGAGACCUCAAUUUAACGGACUAUAUACUGUAGAGAUGAAAGUCCAUUAUAUCGAGGGUCUGUUAGAUGUAAAACCUCCAUCUAAUGAACUACAUAGAGAUGAAAGUCCAUUAUAUUGAGGUUUCACUUUACUGUAUAAAACACAUUGUAAAAAUUAACCAGUUUUGAUGCUCAUAUUGUAGCUGAGUUAAAUCCUGUAUUGGAGGUUAUCAUACAGUAAACCCUUUCAAUAACCUAACCUAACCCAAGCCAACCUAACAUAACCCUAACCUCACCAGACAAAUCCUUACAAGCCCUAUCCAUUAUAGAGAGGAUUCUGUUAUUGAGAAUAUCCACUAUUGAGAAGUCAGUUAUUGGGAGGCGUUUACUGUAUGGUUACAAGUCCACAGCCGCCACCUCACUAGUAAUGUUUCCGGGGAGAGAAACGUUACUAAUAAACAAUAGCUUAAUGCA
Messenger RNA from Homarus americanus (American lobster), 4788 nucleotides. RefSeq names its product xylulose kinase-like. The coding region runs from base 111 to 1724 and encodes 537 amino acids. Gene Ontology annotation, molecular function: D-xylulokinase activity. The transcript has 13 exons. NCBI's taxonomy places the organism in Eukaryota, Metazoa, Arthropoda, Malacostraca, Decapoda, Nephropidae. Gene Ontology annotation, cellular component: cytosol. The record is from RefSeq and is a predicted model, not a curated record. Gene Ontology annotation, biological process: xylulose metabolic process; D-xylose metabolic process.